Ilex paraguariensis (yerba mate) is the source of this 642-nucleotide messenger RNA. NCBI's taxonomy places the organism in Eukaryota, Viridiplantae, Streptophyta, Magnoliopsida, Aquifoliales, Aquifoliaceae. The record is from the annotation of a GenBank genome assembly.
AUGGAUCCAACUCUUCGGACACAAAUCCAGGAAUGCAAUUGGCAGGUUGUGAAUGUAACCACUCCGGCAAAUUAUUUCCACGUACUGAGACGUCAAAUACACAGGGAAUUUCGAAAGCCUCUCAUUGUGAUGUCUCCAAAGAAUUUGCUUCGCCACAAGGAUUGCAAAUCCAAUCUUUCUGAAUUUGAUAGUGUCCAAGGCCAUCCAGGUUUUGACAAACAAGGGACCGGAUUUAAGCGCCUAAUAAGGACCAGAAUGACCACUCAGAUCUCGAGAAGGGUUUACUAUGAGCUUGAUGAAGAGUGGAAGAAAGUUAAUGGCAAGGAUAUUGCAAUAUGUAGGGUGGAGCAGUUUUGUCCAUUCCCAUAUGAUCUUAUCCAGCGCGAACUGAAGCGUUAUCCAAAUGCAGAGAUUGUUUGGUGCCAGGAAGAGCCGAUGAAUAUGGGUGCAUACAAUUGCAUCGCACUCCACCUUAGCACUGCCAUGAAAGCCCCGGGCAGAGGUAGCAUGGAUGACAUCAAAUACGCAGGCCAUGCUCCAUCUGCUGCAACAGCCACUGGUUUCUAUCAGGUUCAUGGGAAAGAGCAGAGUGAACUCAUUAGAAAGCUCUUCAGCCUGAACCAAUUAAUCAAUCCUAAUUGA